CCACCCCUUUGCGCAUAUAUUUGCAUGCCCCUUCUUCCCUUUUACUUUGCUUUUCAUUUUUCCUCUCCACCUCACGAUUGUUCUUUUCUCCCAUCUCUCACUUCCCUCUGUCCAAGAACCGAAUCAAUCAAAACUCUCAAGUAUAUAUUUACAUAAACGGGUUAUAUUCUAUAUUAGAAGCAGAGCAGAAUAACAAAGUCAGAGAUAGAUAUUGAUACGUUUAUAAUUGCUUUUGGGAUCAACGAAUACCAAGAAAAUUAUCUGUGAUUAAUGGCUGUUGAAGCUCGGCAUCUGAGUCUUUUUCCUCCACAGAUUCUCAACAACAGAGAGUUGAUGAUGAAUAGUGUUGAAGGCAUUGGAAACGCGUACGGUGCUCCUAUGGGAUACGGACUCGUGGCUCCUUUAUCGGGAACAACCACCGCGACUGAAACUGUCCUUCCCAUUUACGGUUCGGCGAUGCCGGAAACUGUUGCCGGGAAAACUGCUGCGAUUAAGUCUGAUAGUGGCCUAACGUACGCCGUCCCGAUUUCGAGGAAGCGACCCAGAGAUGCCAUCAAUCCUCUGGUUUCGUCAUUACCGAGCGGCGUCCAGAGUCAAAGUUCAAAUAACCGUCGCGGUUCUUUUACUUUCCUCGGAGAAGAUUUCUCGUUUCAGUUCCAACAGCAGCAAUUGGAAAUCGAUCGCUUCAUUGCUCAACACACUGAAAAGGUGAGGAUGGAAAUUGAAGAGAGGCGAAAGAGAUACUCCAGGAGAAUCGCAGCGGCCGUGGAAGAAAACAUAAUGAAGAAGCUAAAAGCGAAAGAAGAGGAAAUCGAUAAAAUCCCUGUGCGUGGAAAAUCAAAUAUGGAGAGACUUGGCCCAAACAAACGAAGCAACAGCAAACGCCCUGAGAUGCAAUCUGGAACAAGUCCUGGCCCAAGUCCAAGACGAACAGCAGCAGCAGCAGGAGAACCGCCACCGUGCAGGCGAAGUGGCGUUGAUGGACGACGCGGAGUCGUGCUGCGGCAGCAACUUCGACGAAACGGGCCGGCACACAUUGGUGGAUAUCCCCACAACGGCCGGUCGUGAUCGCGAUUACAACAGUAAUAUGAAGGAGGGGUGCAUUGGGACGAGCAACAAGAACAGGAUGUGCAGGAACUGUGGGAAAGAGGAAUCAUGCGUGCUGCUUUUGCCGUGCAGGCAUCUCUGCCUCUGCACUGUUUGCGGGUCGUCUCUUCAUACUUGCCCCGUUUGUAACUCCACUAAAACCGCUAGCGUUCACGUAAACCUCUCCGCCUCCUGAGCACCGGAAUUCGAAUUAGCUAGCUAGACUCUGUUUCUGAAUUUCCAAAAGUAGUAUAAAUUCGUUACCAUCACAAUACCAAACCAAAAAGCCUGAAAUAGAUUAGUCCAAUAUACUCUUUACUAACUUUGUUCAUUUUCCCAUUCAUCAAUGUAACUAGUUUUUUUCUUUUCAACUUUACAUUACUGUUCAACAUAUCUUUUCUCUUCA
Messenger RNA from Sesamum indicum (sesame), 1492 nucleotides. The record is from RefSeq and is a predicted model, not a curated record. NCBI's taxonomy places the organism in Eukaryota, Viridiplantae, Streptophyta, Magnoliopsida, Lamiales, Pedaliaceae.